AUGGACAUAGACGAAGCAGAGGAUGCUAAUUCUCCUCACACUGGUGACCGUGCUGCGGCCUUGCUCAUCUUCCCAGUUUCCUGGGGGCAGUGGCAGUCUGCCUGCGAAAACACAGGCUGCGAGCAAGAUGCAUGUUGCCCAGAUGGCUACUACUGGGUGUCUUCCGCCGACUGUGAGUUCUUCAGCUUCAUGAAUGGCAAUCAGAUAGAGACCUGCAACGAGUGUCGGAGCUGCGGCAGUGGCCAGUAUCUGCUCUCGUGCGGCUCAGGGAGUUCCGGGACCUGCUACGACUGCGGGGCAGGAUUUGCCAAGUCGGGUACCGACAAGGCCCGGUACUGCGAGGCUUGUGAAGCCGGGCGGAGCUCCGGGCGAGGCGCCCAGAGCUGUUCGCAAUGUGUCGCUGGGACCUAUCAGCCGUAUUUGGCAAUGAGCUUCUGCUUCACCUGCAACGCUGGAUUCUCUAGCACUGCCGGGCAGACCUCGUGCUACCAGUGCCCGGCCGGUAGCUUUGCAGAAGCCGGAGACGGCAGCUGUGAGCAGUGCGCCCUGGGUCGCUUCGCCGGGGCUGCGGGCUCCAGCUCGUGCAAUGACUGCUCAGGGGGCUUCUAUGCAGAUAGCACCGGGAAGACGCAGUGCUCGCCUUGUAGCGCCGGGACUUCUUCGCGGGAAGGAGCUGCAAGCUGCCUUGACUGUGGGCCUGGCGAGUUUGCGGCGAUGUCGGCCAGUAGCAGAUGUGUACUUUGCGAAGAGGGCUACUUUGCCCAGAAUUUCCGGUCCACUGCUUGCGACCCCUGCCCAGAGGGCACGUAUGCGGCCUCUGAAGGCGCCGCUUCCUGUCUGGAUUGUGUACCUGGACGUUUCAAUGCGCUCACUGCGCAGUUGGGGUGCACUGCUUGCCCACCAGGUGAAUUUGCCAAUGUCUCCGGCAUGAGCGAGUGCAACGUCUGUGGCAGCGGCAGCUACUCUCUGGGUGAAGCCUCUAACUGCAGCCUCUGUCCGGAGGGGCAGUUCAACCCGCUGGAUCGGCAGAGCAGCUGCACGCCUUGUCCGGCAGGGUCGUACGGCGAGGAGAGGUUGGGAGCCGAAUCGAUGCGCAGCUGCUCUCCUUGCCCCAGGGGUACUGCCAACCCGAACUUGGGAAGUGCUGGCAACAGCAGCUGCGUCGACUGUGCUGCCGGGAGGUACUCCGCGAAUCUUUCUGCAGCAGUCUGCACCGAAUGUCCAGAAGGUCGCUUUAGCGACUCAUCGGGCGCCACGGACGAUGCCGAUUGCAACGCCUGCCCCGCUGGAACCUAUAGCAACUCCACUGGCGCUGCCUCGCUGAGCGAGUGCAACCCAUGUGCAGCCGGCACCUUCAGUGAGGAGAAUGGCGUGACAGAGUGCAGCGACUGCGAGGCUGGUCGCUACAGUGCCGCCAUCGGGGCAAACACCUCGGGCACUUGCGAUGCCUGCGUGCCAGGAAGGUUCAGCGUGGUUCCUGCAGCCACAAGCGCAGCUCAAUGCCAGCCUUGCGCCCCUGGCCGCUACAACCAGAUCUUCGGUGCAACAGCAUGUGAGGAUUGUGGACCAGGCACUUGGAGUUCCGCGGCUGCGGCAGCUGAUAAUGCCACCUGCCAGGCCUGCCCACUUGGACGUUUCUCGGUCUCCUCUGGUGGCAGCGAGCUAGGCUCUUGCCUGCUUUGCCUCGAGGGCACCUGGAGCGACGCCCUCGGGGCGACGCGCUGCAUCGACUGCUUGGCAGGGCAGUGGAGCAAUGCGACGGGAGCCAGCGAGGACUUGUGCAAGAACUGCUCCGCAGGCCGCUACGGCACCUUUGAAGGGGCCAACAGCGAGGAUAACUGCACGUUAUGUCCGCCUGGGCGCUGGGGUGUGGAGGGGCUGGAAGCCUGCCUCUUGUCUUCAGUGCUCUAG
This is a messenger RNA of Symbiodinium sp. CCMP2592, 1911 nucleotides long. Lineage: Eukaryota; Dinophyceae; Suessiales; Symbiodiniaceae. The record is from the annotation of a GenBank genome assembly.